AUGAAUAAGUCCUACUCAGGAUUUUUACCAGUUGUUCGAUCGCCGAGAGAGUCAAGCGCUUUUAUUUGUUCUUUUGUUUGUAUCUAUCUUUCUUUUCCUCUCGAUUUUUGUCUUUUUUUUCAGAUUUCAUUACUUCGUUUCUUUCUUUCUUUCUUUCUUUCUUUCUUUCAUUACUUCCUUCCUCCCUCUCUUUCUUUCUGCUAUUCCUUCCUUCCUUCCUUUCUUCCUUCCUUUCUUUCUUUCUUUCUUUCUUUCUUUCUUUCAUUCAUUCUUUCUUUCUUUCUUUCUUUCUUAGAUCGUUUGUUAAAUUUUUCUUUCUUUCUUUGUUUCUUUGUUUCUUUCUUUCUUAGUUCGUUUGUUGUUUGUUUUCUUUACUUUAUUGUACCUCAACUUUCUCUUUUUUCCUUUCUACCGGAAUUUUUUCUUUCUUUCUUUUCUUUCUUUCUUUCUUUCUUUCUUUCUUUCUUUCUGAGAUCGUUUGUUGUUUGUUUUCUUUACUUUAUUGUACCUCAACUUUCUCUUUUUUCCUUUCUACCAGAAAUUUUUCUUUCUUUCUUUCUUUCUUUUCUUUCUUUCUUUCUUAGUUCGUUUGUUGUUUGUUUUCUUUACUUUAUUGUACCUCAACUUUCUCUUUUUCCCUACCGAAAUUUUUUCUUUCUUUUCUUUUCUUUCUUUCUUUCUUUUUUGUUGUUUUUUUUUUACUUUAUUGUACUUUUCUCUUUUUCCUUUCUACGAAUUUUUUCUUUCUUUUUCUUUCUUUCUUUCUUUUCUUUCUUUCUGAGAUCAUCUUUGUUGUUUGUUUUUUUACUUUAUUGUACCUUUUUUUUUCCUUUCUACGAGAAAAAAAAUUUUCUUUCUUUCUUCUUUCUGAGAUCGUUUGUUGUUUGUUUUUUUUUUAUUGUACCUCCUUUCUUUUUUCUUUUUUUUCUUUUUUUCUUUUUUUUUCUUUUUAUUUUACUUCAACUUUCUCUUUUUCCUUAUCAUUUUUCUUUUCCAUUUUUGCUUUUUCUCAUUUUGGUAACAUCACCGUCGCUCCCAGUUUCACACAAACGGUUCACUUCUUUUUUCUUUUGCUCGAUUUUUUCUUUUUUUUCUUUCCUUUCCUUUUUCUUUAUCAUUUUUAAAUUUAUCUCAUCCGCUUUUUCUUCUACUUUCUCUCCCGAAAGAAGCUCAAUUUAUUUUUCUCUUUUUUUUCUCUUUCUCACAUGA
Molecule: messenger RNA, 1209 nt
Organism: Acanthosepion pharaonis
Lineage: Eukaryota; Metazoa; Mollusca; Cephalopoda; Sepiida; Sepiidae
Source: the annotation of a GenBank genome assembly